CUGGUGGUUGGGAGGUUUAAGUUCGCGCAUGCGUGGCGUGCGGGGGUCGGGGAGGCUGUGCGGGGCGCAGCCUCCGGGCUCGGAGCUGCACUCCCGUGCCGCGAGCCGCCCGAAUCGAUCUCGGGCAUCGCGCCCUGGCGAACUCGCGCCGCCGUCGCAGCCCGGCAGGCCUCGUGCUUACAUAACGUGUGUUACUGUUUUCGCGGGCCUUCGGUUCGGUCGCGUUGUCGGGCAGUGAUGGCCGAGCGCGCGUAGUUCGGGAGGCUUCGGGCACCUUCGGGCGAGUUCGGUUCGUGCCGCAAAAUGGCGUCGGAGAAGGAGAAGAUGGCGGCCGCGGAGGCCAAGUCGCCGUCCAACAGGAGCAACUGUUCGCCGGGAAAGAAAGGCGACACCGACGAGCAUGGCCUGCCAAAAGAUAAGGACAAGGGAUGCGACACCAACCUUUACCUCUACCAUGAGGAGAUCGAGGACCGUCCUCGGGCGGCGACGUUCCUCAGCUCGCUCGCGGACUACUCCAACACCAUCCCGACGGCGUCGGCGGCCGACCCUGACGCCGCCAAGCCCGCGCCGCCGGCGCGCAUGGGCACGCUCAUCGGCGUGUUCCUGCCCUGCAUCCAGAAUAUCUUCGGCGUGAUUCUGUUCAUCCGUCUGACGUGGGUCGUGGGUACUGCAGGCGCUAUACAGGGCUUCCUGAUUGUGCUUGUAUGCUGUUGUACGACUAUGCUAACGGCGAUAUCGAUGUCGGCGAUCGCGACGAACGGCGUGGUGCCGGCGGGCGGGUCGUACUUCAUGAUCGGCCGGUCGCUCGGCCCCGAGUGCGGCGGCGCCGUCGGCAUGCUGUUCUACACGGGAACCACGCUUGCCGCCGCCAUGUACAUCGUAGGCGCCGUGGAGAUCGUGCUCACAUACAUGGCCCCGUCGAUGUCGAUCUUCGGCGACUUCACGAAGGACCCGGACGCGAUGUUUAACAACUUCCGCGUGUACGGCACGGGGCUGCUUCUCGUCAUGGGGCUGGUGGUGUUCCUGGGAGUCAAGUUCGUCAACAAGUUCGCGACGGUGGCACUGGCCUGUGUCAUCCUGUCUAUUACCGCCGUGUAUGCUGGCAUCUUCGUUAACUGGAACGGGAAUGAUAGCCUCCAAAUGUGCGUUCUCGGCAAACGGCUGCUGAAAGACAUCCACAUCAGCAACUGCACGAAGACGGUGGGCGGCGAGCUGGAGAAAAUGUUUUGCGCCAACCGAACCUGCGACGAGUAUUACAAGACUCAUGACGUGCAAAUCGUCAAGGGUAUCAAAGGCCUAGCGAGCGGUGUGUUCUUUGACAACCUCCAAGACUCGUUCCUGUCGCUGGGCCAGUACAUCGCGUACGGCAAGGAGCCCGAGGACAUCGAACAGAUGGACCGGCCCACCUACAACCAGGUCUACGCGGACAUCACCACCACCUUCACUAUACUCAUCGGCAUAUUCUUUCCGUCUGUGACUGGUAUCAUGGCGGGAUCAAACCGCUCCGGAGACCUGGCUGACGCCCAAAAAAGUAUCCCCAUUGGUACCAUCUGCGCCAUCUUGACCACCUCCACCGUAUACCUCUCCUGCGUGCUACUGUUUGCCGGCACCGUCGACAAUCUGCUGUUACGUGAUAAGUUCGGUCAAUCCAUCGGCGGUAAACUAGUAGUCGCUAACAUGGCGUGGCCUAACCAGUGGGUGAUCCUGGUGGGUUCGUUCCUGUCCACCCUGGGUGCAGGGCUUCAGUCGCUGACCGGUGCCCCGCGGCUGCUUCAGGCUAUAGCAAAGGACGAAAUUAUUCCGUUCUUGGCGCCGUUUGCCGUGUCAUCUAGUCGUGGCGAACCUACAAGGGCCCUGCUGCUAACGAUGGCGAUCUGCCAGUGCGGCAUCCUGCUCGGCAACGUGGACAUCCUGGCGCCGCUGCUGUCCAUGUUCUUCCUCAUGUGCUACGGAUUCGUCAACCUGGCAUGCGCACUGCAGACGCUGCUCAAGACGCCGAACUGGCGGCCGAGGUUCAAAUACUAUCACUGGUCGCUCUCACUGGCUGGUCUGACGCUCUGCAUCUCGAUCAUGUUCAUGACGUCGUGGAUCUUCGCGCUCAUCGCCAUGGGCAUGGCUGGCCUCAUCUACAAGUACAUCGAGUAUCGAGGAGCGGAGAAAGAGUGGGGGGACGGUCUCCGUGGUCUCGCUCUCUCCGCCGCUCGCUACUCGCUGAUGCGGCUGGAGGAAGGGCCGCCUCACACGAAGAACUGGCGGCCGCAGGUGCUGGUGCUGGCCAAGCUCAACGACGAUCUCUCGCUCAAGUACCGCAAAAUGCUGUCCUUCGCCAGUCAGCUUAAAGCCGGCAAGGGAUUGACAGUAUGCGUGUCGGUCCUGGGCGGCGACUUCACGCGGCGCGCGGGCGAGUCCACCACGGCCCGGCAGAACCUGCGCCAGUGCAUGCUGGAGGAGAAGGUCAAGGGCUUCGCCGAUACGCUGGUUAGCCACAACAUCGCCGAAGGCCUGAGCCAUGUCGUCCAAACCAUCGGCCUCGGCGGCUUAAAGCCCAACACGGUGAUCGUGGGCUGGCCGUACGGCUGGCGUCAGUCGGAGGACGAGCGGACAUGGCACGUGUUCCUACACACCGUGCGCGCUGUAGCUGCGGCACGCAUGGCCAUGCUCGUGCCCAAGGGGAUCAACUUCUUCCCGGACUCCACCGAGAAGGUGGCGGGCAACAUCGACAUCUGGUGGAUCGUGCACGACGGCGGCAUGCUGAUGCUGUUGCCAUUCUUGCUGAAGCAACACCGCACCUGGAAGAACUGCAAGAUGCGCAUCUUCACCGUUGCGCAGAUGGAGGACAAUUCCAUCCAGAUGAAGAAGGACCUCAAGAUGUUCCUGUACCAGCUGCGCUUGGAGGCUGAAGUCGAAGUCGUUGAGAUGACGGACAGCGAUAUAUCUGCCUACACAUACGAACGCACACUGAUGAUGGAGCAGCGCAACCAAAUGCUGCGCGAACUCCGACUCAACAAGAAAGAGACCCUCGGAAUGAUGCAAAAUUUGGUGGACUAUAGUGAGCAAAACGCUGAGGAGAAGUUGCCACUGGUACAAGCAAUAGUGGACCACCACCACGCGGACGUGAAGUCUGCCAGCAAGGUGCGCUUCGCGGACGCGGCGCCCGCGGUGCCCGCCGCCCCCGGCGCCCCAGCCGCCCCCACCGCCCCCGCCGCCCCCGCCGCGCCCGAGCCCGCCGACGAUGCGCCCAGCCCGCCGCUCGACGAGACGGAGAAGGACGACAAGGACGACUUUCGCAGUAGUUUGUUGCACAUAAUCGAUUCAAUGUGGGACUCGCCCGACGAACGCUCGCAGAGUGAGGAGGCGCCACCGCCCGCUGCCAACCCCAACGGAGACGCCAUCAAGCCCAAGCCCAUGCCAAAUAUUACGCCGGACGAGGGCACGGUCCGGCGGAUGCACACAGCCGUCAAGCUCAAUGAAGUCAUCGUGUCGCGGUCGCACGACUCGCAACUCGUCAUCCUCAACCUGCCCGGCCCGCCGCGCGACACCAAGCUGGAGCGAGAGUCUAACUACAUGGAGUUCCUGGAGGUGCUGACGGAGGGGCUGGAGCGCGUGCUGAUGGUGCGCGGCGGCGGCCGCGAGGUCAUCACCAUCUACUCGUGAAGUGUCAACACCAUAACUUUACCGCCGGCUCUCGGACUAUUAGCGCAAGGCGUUCACGCCCUAAUGAAAGUCUUUGUGAUUCUAUCGUAACUGUUAGUGUUAUUUCAAGUUUCGUAAGGUUACAAUCGCAUAACUGACUGCUAAAGACUGCCGCUCGGCGUCGAGUCGUUGCGAUUGCGUUCAUUUGUACAUUGUAUGUAUUUUCUUACGAUGAUUGACGUUAUUCGUUUGACUUGUACAUGUUAGGUUAGUUGAGGUUAUGUUGAGUUUGCUUAGGGUGAUUUGGAGUUUAUUCACUGUUGUAUAGAGUGUGAGUGGAGUGUGAGUGUAACGAGAAGCCUUACUAUCGGUCACGGAGUGCUUUGAUUAGUUCUAAGUUGGUUACGUUGUAGACGCGGUAGGUAGGCCCGAGGGCGUUACUUUCUGUACGUAUUAGUUGUUGCCGUAGGACUAACUUCAACUUUCUAUUACGAACGGUUGUUUUCUAUUUUUUUAAUGAAUUGUUUUUCUAUCAAAGUUGUAUAACAUAGAUAGUUUAUAGACGUAUACAUUUAUUAAAGAAUAAACUAUGAAUAUUUUUAUCUAUUUAAAAACGUAUUUUGUAAAUAAUAAUUCUGUUCUAAGGUUUUAUAUCUGCUCAACUUAAAACUUACAGUGGGACUGAAGCGUGAAAGCGACGUACCUAAUAAAUUCGUAUUUCGCAAUUUCCGAUCGAGUAGGAUUUAAAGUAUAAAGCUAUCUAGUCACUUUUGACAUUAGUUACCUGAGACGAACGUCAACACACACACCAAUUCAAUUGCCUCUAUUCAUAUACACUGUUUGUUACCGAGUUGCGCUGAAGGGAAGGCCCGCGGCCGCCGCGCGACGGGCCGGCGGGCGAGGGGGGCGGCGCGCGGGGCGUCCCGCGCGUGAGGCGUGAAGCGCACCGGGCCGCCCGCGCCACAAUUAACCUUAGUGUCUAAACUUUGGAAACUUGUUACGCACAUUCGCGUAGGUAGAUGAUUUCUUACUGUGAUCGUUUGUAUGACGUUUUUGUCAUCUGAGCUUAUAAUUAUAAUUUUCAUUUGUCAUCGUUCGCCUUAGGCGAUCGAUCGGAAUUAAGGACGCGGAGCGAACCGAGCCGCUAGCGUCGAGUGAUUUGUCAAUUUUGAUUUCCGUAACACCACACGAUAUUCGUAAUUGGUAAUGACGAAGUUAGGUGACUGCCAAAUAGGACUCGGGUGUCUCUUAAUAAAAUAUCUUAGUCCCUAAGUGAUUAGGUACGUAUUCACUACCAAGAAUCUAAUGUGUCAUGGUUCAAAAAUUUCAUAGGAUUAUAUCCCAAAAGCGUGUAAUAGUUUUAAGAGAAAUGUAUUACAUUAUAUCACUUCUAUCGAUAAUAGGUAGAGGACUAGACGAAAUCUUAGCAGAUCUUCUUAAGAAUUGGAAACUUUGCUAAUAAAAAAUACUGCCAAAAGCGAAGCAGCCACAGGUAUAAACCGUCUGUUUUAGAAAAAGCAAUAACUUCAUGGUCUAAAAUGCAUCUAAAAUGCUAAAUAAGUGACGCGAAGAUGCAGAUUUGAGUGGGCUGUGCCCCUAGAUCGGGUAAAAAUUAUUUUAUUUGCUAAAUACCAAAAAUAUUAGAGUCGAACUCAAAGUUAGGGAUAGAUACGCACGUAAAUGCAGCCAGACCUACUUAGGAAGUAGCGACGCGAACCGACGAGUCGAAGUGUACUGUAAAAGCGGUUUACGAUUAUUUUUCUAAACUACUUGUAUUAAAGCGUAGCUCUGAAACCAUCGUAGAUAACAAAAAUAUUACUAAUAUAAGUAAAUAAACUCUUCUUAUUAAAAAUAAACUUGCUAAAUAGUAAGAGAAGUAUAUUACGUUAAGCUACUUAAGUUUGUGAUUGUGUUCUAUCACAUAGUGAUAAAAAAAUAAACGGAACUUGUUUGGCAACACAUAUCUUCCUCUGAAAAUAGAAGAAAGUAUUUAAAAUAUAUACUCAAAUCAGUAUAAUACGUUUAUUAUUAUUAUGAAAUAUUUAUGCCUAUCAAUAGGUAAUGAAUAAUAAAAUUUAAAUCUAAACCUUAUUAAAAUAUACUUUCGUAACAGACUACGUAUAAAAAUUAUACCUGUACAUUAUUUUUAAUUAUUAUAAAUCGAAUUUAUUAUAUUAAACUGAAUUAUACGUUUACGUAUUAGGCCGCGUUAUUUCUCUUUAUAUCGGCUCUCGAUGCUUCCUCCAGUUCAACCGAGGCGCGCGAGACUGGCGAGUAGCUGGAGCCUCGGCCCCCGCUGUGCACUUGAUUUGCCAGCUGAUAUUCCGCAAUAAGCAUUCCUAGUUAAUGUCGAAGUCACUACCGUUUUAUUAGACCCUAGACGUCGCGAUAACUUUAGUAUAGGUAGAAGAUAAAAUCCGCGAAGUUAAAUAAUACCUAUGUGCCAAAGCUCACAUUAUUGGAAGGAAGGAUUCAGUGGCAAUACUAAACGUAGGAUAAUCUACCUACUAAGUAGGCUACUCAAACUGUACUAUGGUAAUUGAAGGGAGGCGCCUGCGCGUUCAGCGUGUCGACUUUAGACGAUCAUUCAACUUAAGAGUGACACGAACCAAGCCGCCGCCAUACAAUUAAAGUUACGCUCUUAUUUUAAAACGAUAUUAUCUAAAAUAACAUAAAUAUUCAAGUAACGUAUAUCAAUAUCUGGCACUACCUAUCUAGCGAGUAAGUUUUAAGUGAGGGGGGGCGAAGUGCGCCAUGCGAUUUAAUUGCGCCUACCUUUAAUAUAUCGAAAACUGCUUAUAGAAUACUAGUAAUAUCACUAGUAACUACUACUACUAAUAAAACUGCAAGCUACUAGUUAAGCAGUUUUAGAUAUAUUAGUGUUAGGCCCGAGUGGACGCUCGAGUUGGGCGUGCAGCGGGGCGGGGCGUGCGGCGUGCAUGUUAAACAAAUGCAAACGUAUAGGAGCGGCCGCAGUGCACGCUGCUCUAAUCACUUGUGAGCCCGACGCCACGCUGCACGCCCCGCCGAACGCUCCGCUUAGAACUUCGACUCAGGCCUUACACUUAAAGGUAGGCGCACUUCACCCCUCUCACUUUACGUAAAAAAACUUCUAAGUACUCGCUAUAUUUUCUUUGUAUAACAAUUUUUAGCAACGAAA
Cydia pomonella (codling moth) is the source of this 6793-nucleotide messenger RNA. It is a transcript of the gene kcc, whose product is annotated as solute carrier family 12 member 4. Gene Ontology annotation, cellular component: membrane. Bases 304 to 3654 code for a protein of 1116 amino acids. Gene Ontology annotation, molecular function: potassium:chloride symporter activity. Gene Ontology annotation, biological process: cell volume homeostasis; potassium ion import across plasma membrane; chloride ion homeostasis. The record is from RefSeq and is a predicted model, not a curated record. The transcript is spliced from 22 exons. NCBI's taxonomy places the organism in Eukaryota, Metazoa, Arthropoda, Insecta, Lepidoptera, Tortricidae.